AUGGCUUCCAACCAAUCCAAGAGGCCUAUAAUCAUAUCAGAAUCUAUUGCAGAAGCAGCCUCCUGGUACUGUGCCUUUUUUCUGGUCGCCCUUAUAUUGCUUUGCUCUUUUAGGGACACCACCCAUAUACAAGAGGACAUGAUCACGGGCACCCAGCUCUCGGAACAGCCAUGUGACGAAAUUUACGUGGUCGGAGAAGGUGAAACACUCCACACGAUCAGUGAUAAGUGCGGCGACCCCUUUAUAGUUGAGCAGAACCCCCAUAUUCACGACCCAGAUGAUGUUUUCCCUGGGCUUGUUAUUAGAAUUACUCCUCCUUCAGAACCUAGGAAGUAA
This is a messenger RNA of Juglans microcarpa x Juglans regia, 336 nucleotides long. RefSeq lists its product as uncharacterized. The record is from RefSeq and is a predicted model, not a curated record. NCBI's taxonomy places the organism in Eukaryota, Viridiplantae, Streptophyta, Magnoliopsida, Fagales, Juglandaceae. The transcript has a single exon. Bases 1 to 336 code for a protein of 111 amino acids.